UUGAAGACUGGUGGUUUGAUUGCUUUUGCGAUAUUGCCUUUGUUUCUGAACGCUGCUGGAUGAUUUAUUGAUCAUGCGCAAUGCAUGACUGGAGUUUGCUUUAAUGAAAAUCUCAGAAGAAGGGAUUUCUGCUCGUCUCAGCUGGAACUUGCAGAUUACAACUUGGAGUUCAAGGUAUGGAGACCCAUGCGGCCCUACAAAGAGCACACUUCUCCACCGCAGGUAGCUAGUUCUCACCUGCUGCUGGGCUGCUCCCUCCUACGCAAACCUCAGCCAAAACCACCGGGAUUUUAAAAGUCCUCAGUAGCGCCCCUGUGCCCAUCCUGAAGGGGCACAAUGGGGGAAAGACGAGCACGCUCCUUUCACAUGACCUGCCAUGUGCAGCGGGACUACGGCAGCAGGAUGCGGAGCUCCUUCAUACGCUGCAGCCCCAACGGAUGUGCCGGCACAAGCAUCAGCCUCAGCUUGGACCAGGAGAUGGACCUGGCCGCCUCCACCGGUCCCACCGCCGGCUGCGGUGCCUUGCGGGUCCCCGUGCCUGACGUCGGCCACUACUCGCCGGUUUCGCUGGAGAUGGACCCCCCGGCGGUGAAUAAUGGAUCAGGCUUCCCCUGCUUACCUCCAGCUGACACAAAGGAUCCGGAGCUGCAGAUCGCACACAGCCAGCCGUCCGUCACCCCCGUCCCGCCGCCUCUCCCUCGCUCCAGUUGGCUGCGCCAUCAUCAGAAGGAGUUCCAGAGUCCUUACAUCAAGACUAGCAUGCAGGGGGAUGUUUACAACUUUCUAGAAAGACCCGCGGGGUUGAAAUGCUUCCUCUACCACUUUCUAGUCUUCCUCAUGGUGUUGGUGUGUCUUAUCUUCAGUGUUCUGUCCACAAUAGAACAAUAUGCAGACUUUGCUACAGGAACGCUCUUUUGGAUGUUUGGGUCGGUGUGUCCCGAUGGAAAGCGCUGGUGGUAG
This is a messenger RNA of Xiphophorus hellerii (green swordtail), 960 nucleotides long. RefSeq names its product potassium voltage-gated channel subfamily KQT member 1-like. The record is from RefSeq and is a predicted model, not a curated record. Gene Ontology annotation, molecular function: voltage-gated potassium channel activity. Gene Ontology annotation, biological process: potassium ion transmembrane transport. Gene Ontology annotation, cellular component: voltage-gated potassium channel complex; membrane. The transcript is spliced from 4 exons. The coding region runs from base 337 to 960 and encodes 207 amino acids. Lineage: Eukaryota; Metazoa; Chordata; Actinopteri; Cyprinodontiformes; Poeciliidae.